CUCUAACCUCACUUUGUCGGUGUUUUGCUAAUUUCUGCGCUUUUAUUUUAUUGCAAAAAUGCGAAUUCCCACCUCAUUUCGCUCUUUUUCAUCUUCUUCUGUCUACCACAACAGCAAGGGAAUGUUUGUACCGAAGCACGAUCCAGUGGCUCAAAGUGACAUUACGAAAUUGGAGGAUUUCUUGCGAGAUAAGUCGAAAAUACUCGUUCUCACAGGAGCUGGAAUCUCCACGGAAUCUGGUAUACCGGACUAUCGGUCAGAAGGUGUGGGACUCUAUGCGAGGAGCAAUAGUCGUCCAAUUCAACACCCGGACUUUGUCAAGUAUGCUGACGUCCGGAAGAGAUACUGGGCGAGGAAUUACGUUGGCUGGCCAAGAUUUUCCAGCAUGGAACCCAAUCCUAUUCACUACACUCUCACGAGAUUCGAGCGUGAGGGUAGGAUUCUGGGCACUGUCACCCAAAAUGUCGACUGUUUGCACACAAAAGCGGGCAGCAAGAAGCUGAUUGAGAUCCACGGAAACGGAUACACAGUGAUUUGCCUGUCCUGUGACUAUUCAAUCCCGCGGCAUGACUUCCAGAACAUCCUCAGCAGCCUCAAUCCGUCACUGAGCGCCACAAUGACGGAGAUGCUUCGUCCGGACGGAGAUGUGGACAUUCCUCAGGCUGCUGUCGACGCCUUCGUUGUGCCUCCGUGUCCCAAUUGUGGCGGCAGUCUGAAGCCCAGAAUUGUAUUCUUCGGCGACAACGUGCCCAUGAGGACAAUAGAGGACAUCGUGCGCUGGAAUUGCGAGAGCGACGGCCUUUUGGUGCUGGGAUCGAGUCUCUUGGUCUUCUCCGGAUAUCGAUUAGUGGUCCAGACGAAGGAAUUGGGUCUUCCCGUGGUGAUAGUCAAUAUCGGCCCUACACGCGGUGACGAUCAUGCAGACCUAAAGAUCUCCGCCAAGUGCGGUGACAUCAUCCCUCGCCUCUUUGCCACGCGAUAGAGUU
Molecule: messenger RNA, 986 nt
Organism: Phlebotomus argentipes
Lineage: Eukaryota; Metazoa; Arthropoda; Insecta; Diptera; Psychodidae
Gene: Sirt4
Product: NAD-dependent protein deacylase Sirt4
Exons: 2
Coding region: 59-982 (307 amino acids)
Molecular function (GO): NAD+ binding; NAD-dependent protein lysine deacetylase activity
Source: RefSeq, a predicted model, not a curated record